AUGAACCGUUUUACACUGACUCGGCAAUUAGAAUUGCCGCCGGCGCCUUCUCAAUUUUUCGCAGGGAAUCAUUUAAAUCGGCUGGCUUUUCUUCGUUCAAAUAGAGAAUUUAUGCAGAAAGCCUUCUGUUCUCCCACCACCAAAUUCCUUCCUUUCAACGCUCUCAACCCUGCUGUGAUUGUCAAGGAAGAAAAGCUCUUUACCUUGUCUUAUCCCCAAAUUUCCAAGUACUUUCAUGUUUCUCCCUUUGAAAUUCCAGAAAAGCAGUUAGCUGAAAAAUACAGCAAUCAUUCCUUUUCUUUACCUUCGUUAGUUUUUCUUGGUAAUGACGAAAAUGGCAACGCUGGUCAAGGGUGGGACCACAAUAACGUUUUCGCCAUAGAUGUAACAGAAAUAGAAGAGAUUCAAAAGUUUGUACAAAAUAGCGGUGCGGUUUUUGUAAACCUGCGUGAUAUUUUUUCCCAGGGAUACAAAUUACAAGCCUCCGAUUCUGGUGUUUGUGCCUUCGCUCGCUCCCUCUUAGACUGGAUUUCUAGAUACAAAUUUUGCCCGGGAUGUGGUUCAAGGAACAUGCCUACGCAGGGUGGAACAAAAUUAGUGUGUUCGAACGCUGUCAUGAAUCCUUCAUCCACUUGUCCAUCGAAACAAGGUACCAACAAUUAUCAGUUUCCUCGAACUGAUCCAUGUGUAAUUAUGGGUGUUCUUUCACAUGAUAUGAAAUCAAUCGCUCUCGGUAGAGCUGCAAGACAUCCUCCAGGAUUAUACGCUUGUUUAGCAGGAUUUUUGGAGCCCGGUGAAAGCAUUGAGGAAGCUGUUAGUCGCGAGGUUUACGAAGAAUCGGGUCUUGAAGUUGAGAAAGUUCUCUAUUAUACUAGCCAACCUUGGCCUUUUCCUCAAAGCUUGAUGCUGGCUUGCUUUGCUAUCGCCAAGAAAGAUGCUAAAAUAUCUAUGGAUAAGGAUUUGGAGCUAGAAAAUGUACGUUUCUUUUCGAGAGAGGAACUUGUGAAUUCGCUAGAAUGGACUUCGGAAUCUCAGCCUCCUCCAGUCCGUUUUCCCCCGGAAUUAUCGAUUGCCAAAAAUUUAAUCAAGGCUUUUGCUUACAACAAGUAUAAUUGA
Molecule: messenger RNA, 1116 nt
Organism: Schizosaccharomyces osmophilus
Lineage: Eukaryota; Fungi; Ascomycota; Schizosaccharomycetes; Schizosaccharomycetales; Schizosaccharomycetaceae
Product: NADH pyrophosphatase
Exons: 2
Coding region: 1-1116 (371 amino acids)
Biological process (GO): NAD+ catabolic process; NADP+ catabolic process
Cellular component (GO): cytosol
Molecular function (GO): NADH pyrophosphatase activity
Source: RefSeq, a predicted model, not a curated record